AUCUACAGGGACUUCAAGACAGUUCAACUAAAACCAACUUCGCGGAGCAGGGUCAUUCUCGAUUCUAAUUCCGGAAGUGCCAUUGAAGUUUCUGGAGGUUCCGGCAGCGGUUUGACAAGUGAAUUGCAGGUUGAAUCGCAGCUGAGAACCGGACUUGUGUCUGCCGCUGCUUCAGUAGUAUCCACAGCAACCAGUGCCUCUGGAACCUCCGAGAAACUUACAGAUUAUUUUCUAGGAGGACUAACCGCAGGGGUGACUGAUUUAGUAACAAGUGAUCGAACUUCAACAACAAAAUCUCGUUCCUUCAGUGGUAAAACAGGAUCUUCUACUGUAAUAUUUGGAGAGUCAGAAUCCGGUUCAGAAACUGAAAUUUCAGGGCCUUCAAAAUUAUCAGAUCAGACAAACACAAGAAUUUAUAGACACUUUGGUGGUACCGGAUUGGCAGCAUCCUCAACGUCAUCUGCUCAGUCAAGUACAGGAUCUUCUAGGCCCAAUGUUAACUACAGAAAUUACGGGGGCGUGGGAAGACCAGGAUACUUCGACCAGUAUACUUUAGGACAAAUAUUGGCUGAAUAUGAAGGUCAAAGUGGUAUAGGAUGGUUGGCAAGUUCGGGAUCUUCUGCUCAGGCAAAUUCAGGAUCUCUUGGUGGUAUCUAUGGAGGUAAUGGAGGCGUGGGAUUAGCGACAGUUCCAGGAUCUUCUGCCCAAUCAACUUCUGGAUCUGUUGGUAGUAGCUACGGUGAUAUUGGUGGUGUAGGAUCAGUGAUUGGUUCGGGAGUUUCUGCUCAAUCAACAUCAGGAUCUUCUGGUAGUAGCUAUGGAGGUUUAGGUGUUGUAGGAUCAGUGGUAAGUUCAGGAUCUUCUUCUCAGUUUACAUCAGGAACUGCUGGAAUUGGCUAUGGCGGUGAUGCAGGAUCAGUGGUAGGUUUGGGAAUUUCUGCUCAGUCAGCAUCAGGAUCUGCUGGUAGUAGCUAUGGCAGUUUAGGCGGUGUAGGAUCGGUGGUAGGUUUGGGAGUUUCUGCUCAGUCAACAUCGGGGUUUGUUAGCAGUGGAUAUGACGGUUUGGGCGGUUUGGUCGGUUUGGGUGGCGUGGGAUCAAUGACAGGUUCCGGAUCUUCUGCUCAAUUAACUUCAGGAUUUGUUGGAAGUGGCUAUGGAGGUUUUGGUGGCACAGGAUCUGUGACAGGUUCAGGUUCUUCUGUGCAGUCAACUUCAGCAUCUGUUGGUAGUGGAUACGGAGGUGCUGAAGGAAUAGAAUCGGCGACAUUUUUAGGAUCUUCUGCUCAGUCAACUUCUGGAUCUGUUAGUACUAGCUACGGGGGUAUUGGUGGUGUAGGAUCGGUGACAGGUUCAGGAUCUUCUGUGCAGUUAACUUCCGCAUCUGUUGGUAGUGGAUACGGAGGUGUUGGCGGCAUAGGAUCGGUGACAGGUUCAGGAUCCUCUGUGCAGUCAACUUCCGCAACUGUUGGCAGUGGAUACGGAGGUGUUGGAGAAAUAGGAUCGGUGACAGGUUCAGGAUCCUCUGUGCAGUCAACUUCCGCAACUGUUGGCAGUGGAUACGGAGGUGUUGGAGAAAUAGGAUCGGUGACAGGUUCAGGAUCCUCUGUGCAGUCAACUUCCGCAACUGUUGGCAGUGGAUACGGAGGUGUUGGAGAAAUAGGAUCGGUGACAGGUUCAGGAUCCUCUGUGCAGUCAACUUCCGCAACUGUUGGCAGUGGAUACGGAGGUGUUGGAGAAAUAGGAUCGGUGACAGGUUCAGGAUCCUCUGUGCAGUCAACUUCCGCAACUGUUGGCAGUGGAUACGGAGGUGUUGGAGAAAUAGGAUCGGUGACAGGUUCAGGAUCCUCUGUGCAGUCAACUUCCGCAACUGUUGGCAGUGGAUACGGAGGUGUUGGAGAAAUAGGAUCGGUGACAGGUUCAGGAUCCUCUGUGCAGUCAACUUCCGCAACUGUUGGCAGUGGAUACGGAGGUGUUGGAGAAAUAGGAUCGGUGACAGGUUCAGGAUCCUCUGUGCAGUCAACUUCCGCAACUGUUGGCAGUGGAUACGGAGGUGUUGGAGGAAUAGGAUCGCUGACAGGUUCAGGAUCUUCUGCUCAGUUAACUUCAGGAUUUGUUGGAAGUGGCUAUGGAGGUUUUGGCGGCAUAGGAUCGGUGACAGGUUCAGGUUCUUCUGUGCAGUCAACUUCCGCAUCUGUAGGUAGUGGAUACGAAGGUAUUGGUGUUGUAGGACCGGUGACAGGUUCAGUAUCUUCUGUGCAGUCAACUUCCGCAUCUGUUGGUAGUGGAUAUGGAGGUGUUGGUGGCAUAGAAUCUGUGAUAGGUUUAGGACCUCCUGUGCAGUCAACUUCCGCAUCUCUUGGUAGUGGAUACGGGGGUAUUGGUGGUGUAGGAUCGGUGACAGGUUCAAGAUCUUCUAUGCGGUCAACUUCCGCAACUGUUGGUAGUGGAUACGGAGGUGUUGGCGGCAUAGGAUCGGUGACAGGUUCAGAAUCUUCUAUGCAAUCGACUGGAGGAUCUGUUGAUAGUAGCUUUGGAGGUUUCGGUGGUGUAGGAUCUGUUUAGAAUUCGUGACAGGAUCUGAAUCUUCAGCCUUUAUUCUUGCUAAAUAACUUUUUGAAUCGAAAUUCAUACUCAGGCUACUCGGUUCUUGUGCUCUAUUUACGAUUUAACCGUAGAAAUAUGCAAGCGCAGCUGUUCUUUUAUACUCUGAAUGUAUUUACUUAACACUGCCGUUAAUUUUGGAAAUGCAAACAAAUUUUCUCUCUUCAAGCAGUAGUAAUUCUGAUUUUAUAAGGGAAUAUAAAAGACAGGUUGCGGGUUCGAUUCCCCACGAUGUCAUUGAAUUUUUUCAAUUUACCUAAUCCUAUG
Molecule: messenger RNA, 2868 nt
Organism: Cryptotermes secundus
Lineage: Eukaryota; Metazoa; Arthropoda; Insecta; Blattodea; Kalotermitidae
Product: spidroin-1-like
Exons: 2
Coding region: 1099-2562 (487 amino acids)
Source: RefSeq, a predicted model, not a curated record